Molecule: messenger RNA, 1780 nt
Organism: Humulus lupulus (European hop)
Lineage: Eukaryota; Viridiplantae; Streptophyta; Magnoliopsida; Rosales; Cannabaceae
Product: beta-glucosidase 42
Exons: 12
Coding region: 101-1573 (490 amino acids)
Biological process (GO): cellulose catabolic process
Molecular function (GO): beta-glucosidase activity
Source: RefSeq, a predicted model, not a curated record
UAACAAUUUUUAUUUUUUUUUGGUACGUAAGAAAAAACUCAUCAGCGAGUGAGUGAUAUAUCAAAGAACAAGAUUGUUGACUCUGAGAGCAAGAGCAACAAUGGUGAAGAAGGAGGAGUUUUUGACGGGAGACGAGAUCAGAGAGGUAGCCAGAGCUGACUUCCCACCCAACUUCGUCUUUGGGGUGGCCACUUCUGCUUAUCAGGUUGAAGGUGCGAGCAAUGAGGGUGGUAGAGGUCCAAGUAUUUGGGAUGCUUUUUCACACACUCCAGGUAAAAUUCUUGAUGGAAGCAAUGGGGACAUUGCAGUGGACCAAUAUCAUAAGUACAAGGAAGAUGUUGAGCUCAUUUCCCAGCUGGGAUUUCAAGCUUAUCGAUUUUCCAUAUCAUGGUCUCGCAUCUUCCCAGAUGGUUUGGGAACCAAGGUCAAUGAAGAGGGAAUUGCUUAUUACAACAAUCUCAUUAAUGCUCUUCUUGAGAGAGGUAUCCAGCCUUAUGUAACUUUGUACCAUUGGGAUCUUCCCUUGCAUCUUCAAGAGAUAAUGUUAGGGUGGCUCAACAAGGAUAUAGCAAAAUACUUCGCCAUAUAUGCAGAGACUUGCUUUGAAAAUUUUGGUGAUAGAGUCAAAAAUUGGUUUACGAUCAAUGAGCCCCUUCAAACUGCUGUAAACGGUCAUUGUGUCGGAGUAUUUGCUCCAGGGAGAUAUGAGCAGGCAUCCACAGAACCAUAUUUGGCUUCACAUCAUCAACUCUUGGCCCAUGCUGCUGCUUAUUCCGUUUACCAAAGCAAGUUCAAGGAAAAACAAGGGGGGAAAGUGGGUUUGGUAGUAGAUUGUGAAUGGUCAGAACCUAAUUCAGAUAAGAUUGAAGAUCAAACAGCUGCGGCAAGGCGCCUUGAUUUCCAAAUUGGAUGGUACCUGCACCCAAUUUUUUAUGGAGAUUAUCCUGAAUCUAUGCGUGAAAAAAUUGGAGAGCAACUUCCCAAAUUCACAGAGGAAGAAAAGAAUUUGCUUAGGAAUUCUGUGGACUAUAUUGGCCUGAAUCAUUAUACAACAAGAUUAAUUUCACAUGCAAAAGAUAGCAGUGCAGAAAGUGACUACUACGGAGCACAAGAGAUGGAGAGAAUUGUUGAAUGGGAAGGAGGUGAGACAAUCGGUGAGAAGGCGGCAUCGGAGUGGCUUUAUGUUGUUCCUUGGGGAAUCCGGAAGGUUAUUAAUUACGUAGUCAAAACAUACAAUAACCCAACAAUUUUUAUUACUGAGAAUGGUAUGGAUGACGAAGAAAAUAAGGCUGCCCAGCUUCAUGAAAUGCUAGAUGAUAAGCUGAGAGUUACUUACUUCAAGGGAUAUCUUGCUGGAGUUGCUCAGGCAAUCAAGGAUGGAGCAGAUGUGAGGGGAUACUUUGCGUGGUCAUUGUUGGACAACUUCGAGUGGGCUAUGGGCUAUACAAAACGAUUUGGCAUAGUCUAUGUCGACUACAACAACAACCGGCUUACCCGCCACCCUAAAUCCUCUGCUUAUUGGUUCUUGCGGUUUCUUAAAGGUGAUGAAGAUAAGAAAGGCAAGGAAGAGUAGUACUAAUACUAGCACUAUUCUAGUAGUAACUCAAAUGUCAACAUCCCUUGUGUGCUUUGCAUUUUCAAUUACUCUCUUUCCUUACCGGUCCACCAUUGUAUUGCAUGCACAUUUAUGCCUUGUAGAAACUUUGUAAUGGCUAUCCCCUCCUAUUAUGACCAAAAAAAAUACAGAAAUUUGGUAAAUAAAAAAAAAUAUUACUCUAAA